CUCACUGCGCAUGCGCAUGGGAAGCCUGGGGUAGGCCCUGCUGUUUUUCUAACUCGAGUUCAAUCCUACACUGCCGUCUCAACCAAAACAAGGCGCAAGAAAAUCCCCCUCCUAGACGGCAAAUAACCGAGGGUUUCCAUCACCAAUGGAUUUGAGUUUUUGUGUUUGGACUUAAAACACUCAAUGACAAUCUACAGGAGCCUUUCUGCAACCUUCCCAACCUAAAGAAGAUUUAAGAGCAGAUUUACAGUGGUUCAGGAACAUUGCUGCUAUUACAGAAAUAAUGACAUGAGAGGUGGCUAGUGCUAACAUGUGGUGCCUCCAGUCUCACACACGAAUGAAAGCACAUACACCCCACAGGGACCCGCAGCAGGCUUCUCUACCUUGACCUCAGAAUCUUCUGAUUGACCCUGCACACAAAAACAUUCAUAUUCACACGCAACUUCUGUCUUGCCCACAGAUUGGCCUCAUCCUACAUCCUGUGGCAAGCUCCUCUCUUCCUUCCUUAGAGCAAGCAGGCCUGGAGGUUACAAAUGUCUACCUCACGCUUAAAGGUCCUCUCUCUACAACUGCGACCCUGAACACACUACAAAAAUGACCUCUAGCAUAGACCGGGAUGACAGCAGUAUCUUUGAUGGGUUGAUGGAAGAAGAUGAGAAGGACAAAGCAAAAAGAGUUUCUAGGAACAAGUCGGAGAAGAAGAGGCGAGACCAGUUCAAUGUGCUCAUCAAGGAACUGGGCACCAUGCUGCCGGGCAACACCCGCAAGAUGGACAAGUCUACCAUCCUACAGAAGAGCAUCGACUUCCUGCGCAAGCACAAAGAAAUUGCUGCACAGUCUGAGUCGAGUGAAAUCCGUCAGGACUGGAAGCCUCCUUUCCUCAGCAAUGAGGAGUUCACACAGCUGAUGCUGGAGGCUCUAGAUGGCUUCUUUUUGGCCAUCAUGACAGACGGAAACAUAAUCUACGUCUCAGAAAGUGUCACGUCUUUAUUAGAACAUCUACCUUCUGAUCUUGUGGAUCAGAAUCUGUUGAAUUUCCUUCCACUGGGUGAGCACUCAGAGGUGUAUAAAGCUCUAUCCACACACAUACUGGAGGGAGAGACCCUCACACCAGACUACCUGAAAACAAAGAACCAGUUAGAGUUCUGCUGCCACAUGCUCCGGGGCACGAUCGACCCGAAAGAGCCGCCCGUUUAUGAGUAUGUCAAGUUCAUCGGAAACUUUAAGUCCCUCAACACUGUGCCUAACUCGACACGUAACGGCUUUGAGGGAGUGAUCCAGCGAUCGCUGAGGCCCAUGUUCGAAGACCGAGUGUGUUUCAUAGCCACUGUGAGGUUAGCCAAGCCUCAGUUUAUCAAGGAAAUGUGUACUGUGGAGGAGCCCAAUGAGGAAUUCACCUCCAGACACAGUUUAGAGUGGAAAUUCCUCUUCUUGGACCACAGGGCACCCCCCAUCAUAGGCUACCUACCCUUCGAGGUUCUGGGGACUUCAGGGUAUGACUACUAUCAUGUGGAUGACCUGGAGACCCUGGCCAAGUGCCAUGAACACUUGAUGCAGUAUGGUAAGGGGAAGUCGUGCUAUUACCGUUUCCUGACUAAAGGUCAGCAGUGGAUCUGGCUUCAGACUCACUACUAUAUCACUUACCACCAGUGGAACUCACGGCCGGAGUUCAUCGUCUGCACACACACUGUGGUCAGCUAUGCUGAAGUGAGGGCUGAACAGCGCAGGGAACUGGGCAUUGAGGAAUCACCUCCUGAGAUCUCAGCAGACAAGUCUCAGGACUCCGGCUCUGAGUCCCAGCUGAACACCUCCAGCCUGAAGGAGGCGCUAGAGCGAUUCGAUCACAGCCGCACACCCUCCGCCUCCUCACGGAGCUCCCGCAAAUCCUCCUCACACACCGCUGUCUCGGACCCCACGUGUAUGUAUUACAUACCAAAGACAGAAGCCACACAGACAAAGCUACAGACAGACCAUAGCACACCCCCCCGCCAAUCAGUGUCAGCCAUUGAGAUGACGUCACAGCGGAGGUCCUCCAUUAGCAGUCAGUCGAUGAGUUCUCAGAACACAGGACAGACGAUGGCAGCAUCUCUUGUGUCUCAGCCUCAGCAGCCUCAGCCACUUCAGCCCAGCGUGCAGCCGGUGCUGCAGUUUUCUGCGCAGAUGGAUGCGAUGCAACAUCUUAAGGAUCAACUGGAACAGCGCACACGCAUGAUUGAGGCCAACAUCCAGAGACAACAAGAGGAACUGCGGCAAAUCCAGGAGGAGCUGCAGAGGGUGCAAGGCCAGGGCUUACAGAUGUUCUUACAGCCCGGAGGUGGUGGGCUCAACCUCGGCUCUGUGCAGCUGACGCAGGGAUCAUCCGUGCAGCCGGGGGGCGCUCUGUCCAUGCAGGGGGCGGUGGUGCCGGCAGGGAGCCUGCAAAGCGGCCUGCAAUCCACACACACAGUGACACAACACACUGUCACACAGCAUCCUCAGCAGGCACCGCCACAACAACAGAACCUUCUCAGAGAUCAGAGCUCCACACUAACUCAGCAGUCGCAGAGGUCCUCUCACACAUUGCAGUCUCCUCAGGGAGCACUGCCUGCAUCUUUGUAUAAUACCAUGAUGAUCUCUCAGCCGGCGCAGGCCAACGUUGUCCAGAUCUCCACAAGCUUGGCCCAGAACAGCAGCCCCAGUGGAGCCGCGGUCGCCACCUUCGCACAAGACCGGCAGAUACGGUUCCCUGCUGCCCCACAGCUCCUCACUAAGCUAGUAACCGGCCCAAUGGCGUGUGGUGCAGUUAUGGUGCCUACCACCAUGUUCAUGGGGCAGGUGGUGACCGCGUUUGCCCCGCAGCAGGGCCAGGCUCAAACAAUCAGCAUCACCCAGCAGCCGUCUGCGCAGACGCCGGAGCAGCAGGCGCAAACGCAGUCACAGAUAGCUACAGGAACAGCCCAACAGCAGGGACAGGCUCAGCUUGCCCAGCAGCAAACGCAAUUCCUACAGGCCCCUCGGCUUUUACACGGCAACCAAUCUGCCCAGCUGAUCCUUCAAGCCUUUCCCCUGCAGCAGCAAGGCACCUUUGCAGCCGCAACACAACAACAACAGCAGCAACAACUGCAACAGCAGCAGCAACAACUGCAGCAGCAGCAGCAACAGCAGCAACAACAGCUGCAGCAGCAGCAUCAACAACAACAACAGCAGCUGCAACAACAACAUCAACAACAGCAGCAGCAGCUGCAGCAGCAAAUGGCAGCUCAUCGCUCCGACAGCAAAGCGCCACCUCAGUAGCUGACCACACGUCAGGGACACAACCCAGUCUCCACUGAGCAGUCCUGCAGGCUGAGGGGCUUCUGAGGGGGCUGUUUGAAGCUAAACAAUAGCAGUAUUUCGUACUGUACCCUCUCAGAUACCCUUCCACUGCUUAUAGGUGAAGGGCAAGAGCUAAACGGGUGUUGAUUUUCACCCCGUGCCCUCUCUGACCUAUAGGUAGUUGAUCACCGGCUGCUUGCACUGAAUUCUGGGAGAGGUCCGACCAUGAAAGCCAAACUUUCCGCUGGCUGGUGAGGAAACAGCGGCGUCUGGUUUUCCGCGAACAUUCUCCACCACAAUAUUCGCAUCCCCCUUUGUCUCGUAUGCCCAGUGUGUGCCGUCAUCCCUCUUUUUCACAGGUUUAAUUUAUGCAGAAGAAGCUUGAAGAAGUCACGCAGGACAAACGGCGUCUUUCUCUUUCCUACUCAUUUUACUUGUCGCAAGUAAUAAUGGGUCAGAAAAUAUUUUUACGAAUUUCACGUGGAUUCCGCUUUUAUUGUACAGUUCACCUGUAAAAUAAUGUGUAAAUAUAUGGACAAAAGGAAAGAGAAACUAAUAUUUUAUAUGAUGCAUGAGACAAAAAGCGUAGUCUGUUAUUUGUAGCUUUGAAUAUUCUUUUUUUCUAAUAUUCAGAGGAAAAAAAGCUAAACUUAAUACACAUAAUGGCUGAUCUCUUCACAGACUUCCUUUUUCCAGUGGUAUGUGGGUGAGUGUGUGUAUGUGCUUGCGCACGUGUGUGUUCGUAUGUGUGUGUGUCUGCCAAUGCUGGAUCCACAGAUCGUGUCACAGUUGGUUUAAAAACGGCCUUCGUGUUUUAGUAAAACUGUUAAAGGAACAGGCAAUCUUUAGAUGUUUCGUGUCAUGUUAUGCACCUUAGUAAUUGCAAAAAUAUAGAUAUAUUUCAGAGAGAUGUUUUACAUUUGUAAAUAGUUUAAAGAGAUGGCUUCAGAUUUAGUAUAUCAUGCGAUUAAGCAAAAAAAAAAAAAAAAGAAAAGUAGGAAAUGGUGCUUCGACUGUUUAGCAUAGAAUCAUUACGGCUGGCAGCGGCCUCGCAACAUUCGCUAUCAAAGCUACAUACUCUGCCAAACUGGAACUGAUGCUUAAAACAGCAAGGUUAUGAUGAGGAAAAAUAUAAUCGCAUAGUGUAUGAUCCUAAAGGAUACAGGUAAAUUAGCUUAAGGUAAGCCAUGGCUUCCUCUAGUUUUACAAUGGUUUACUUGGUUGUUUACACUGUUAUACAGUGUUUUAGGUAUGAUUAACUAAAUAGGUUUGAGUAACCAGAAAUAUUUUAAACCGCCAAACCUGUUUAUCAUCUAGAGAUAGUAAAUUAUCACAUAUUUGCACAGCUUCAAUGCAGGAACACUUUCACUUGCCUUUCUUGGGGCUCCGCUCGUUGACAUUUCAAUGACAGCAACUUGACUUUGCAACCCUCUUCCACUCAGCUCUGGGAAAGCAGGAAUGUAUCGGUUCACUAGUACCUCUGUAAUGCUGACAUAGUCACUAUUAGCUUCUAUCUCGUCGUCCAAAGCACAGCAAACAACCCUAAUGUUGACAAUCUGUUUCUUGUUACAAUUCGGAUGAGCCUGACUGUAGUUGAUUAAUUUGACAUUCAAACAGUUUAACUGUCUUCAGGAUCUUGAGAUUUAGAUUUAUGCUCGACAAGACAGUAAUUGCUAGAAUUAAAGCUUCCCCAAAGUUGUGAGUAGUUAACCAUCAUGAAUGUUCAGAAGUAAUAAUUAUGUUUUCCUCUAGUUAUAUAUCUAUAUGAUUUAUGGAACCCUUUUUAUCCUUAAGAAGAAAUCUUAAACACUAUUUUUUUUUUUUUUUUUAAGUUAUGAAAGCUGAGAGUCACUUUUAUCAACGGGUAGCACUUAUGGAUGACAGUUUUUGUACUUUUUGUUUUGGUCUUGUAAGACAAGAUCGUGUUAUUAAUUGUUUUAAUUAUUAUUCCAAUCAUCAGAAGUUUGCGCACUAAUGAGCAAUAUUGCCUCUUCAGGUUAGUACGAGUAGACAGGUGUAGUUCAUUCCAAUAUUUUCAAUAUCAGACCUCACUAUAUAUAAAAGUGCCAGUCUGAAUGUUUGGUUUUUAAAUCCAAGCACCCGGAGUGCUGGUCCAAUCACAGUUCAUGUUGCAGUAUCCACUCAACGGCAGAAUAACUCAUGUGAUCUAUAGUAAUGCAGUAUGAUUAUGUAAUCUAACUCAUCCUAUUGUUCUUCAAGAUGGUCCUAAGGUCUAUGACGGUCAUUGUGUUGGUUCAAUACCACAGAAAUCUUGUGACGGCAUGGCUAGAAUGAGCAAGGCGAGAUUAUUGAUUGAAUGUAAAACUGUCACUUAGCUUUAUAGUAACAUUUCAAGAAUAUUUUAAAGAGGAAUAUAUUGAAAAUUUAGAUGUUCUUAUUUUUCUACGGCAAGGUCAGAACAGAGAAUUUAUGCAGAUAGACUAUAGUUGAUGUAUAAAACGGCUGUUAUACACCUUUUGCUAGAAAAGGGAACAGAAAAUUAAGCUUACUCCAUAUUGUAACCUCAAGUGAAGGAUUUAAACAAACUGUGACACACUGGAGGACCAGUUGAACUUUCUCCCCACAAUGCAGUUGGAUUAGGAAGUGUUUAGGUUUUUGCCUGAGUAAGAGAGGUCUUUAAUGUUUGCUACAGACUUCUGCUUAUGUUUUGGGGUACUUGAAGGUAAUACAUCAUUUUUUUCUUUCUUUUUUUUUUUUUUUUUUUUUUUUAAACAAUCUUGCUUAAAGAGUAUAGGUCACCUAUACAAAUUCAGGCUGGGUCAAAAAAGACCUUCUGAUGCAUAGUGCAUCCUCUCGCACCGGCAUCAGAUGUCAGUUGUCGACACGUGAUGAUGUUUUGGAGUACAAGGGGUUGUUUUUCUGUUUUCUGCACUGGUUUGUAUCAUGUCAGCCAUGAUACAAACAGAAAUACUACAGCUUCCUCAGGUUGGUUCAGAAUAAUAAUAAACCCACAUCCAUCUUGCCCCUCCUUUCUCUUCCUCACUUGAUCUUGUGAUGGUGACCUCUUCAAAAACACAUUCUUCUGCAUUUACACACACACACACAGGACGAUACA
Carassius auratus (goldfish) is the source of this 6370-nucleotide messenger RNA. RefSeq names its product circadian locomoter output cycles protein kaput-like. The coding region runs from base 595 to 3273 and encodes 892 amino acids. Gene Ontology annotation, cellular component: nucleus; CLOCK-BMAL transcription complex; cytoplasm. Gene Ontology annotation, biological process: circadian regulation of gene expression; regulation of transcription by RNA polymerase II. The record is from RefSeq and is a predicted model, not a curated record. Gene Ontology annotation, molecular function: DNA-binding transcription factor activity, RNA polymerase II-specific; protein dimerization activity; E-box binding. Lineage: Eukaryota; Metazoa; Chordata; Actinopteri; Cypriniformes; Cyprinidae. The transcript has 24 exons.